GGCAGUUCGAUGCUAGAUUACGUCAUGUGUGACACGAGGAAGAAUGAGGGCAUUCAGCGAGUCCGAAGGCGGAAACAAACCAACUGCGACGUGUUACUUGAACCUCGAACUUGUCAGACAGAGGACACUGAUGUACAACGCCCAAUAAUCAACCACGAGGAUUACCAUUAAGACAAUCCAUCCCCGGGCCGUGGCGGAGGCUACCGAACCUAAUAUCCGGGCUAAGUGUUAGUGUUAUCUUAUCGUAACGACGCGUGGGGCACGCGAGGGAGCAGCUCCAUGAUCCAAGUGGGAACCAACGUCGCCCAGACCCAACUCAAAAUGUCCUCCAGUAUCUCUCCGGAAGCGCAGCAUCACGUCGUCUGUCUUGAAGAAUGCCAUUGUCCUAUCCCGGGCUUCUCCUUCCCCCACACCUAUACAGGCUACGCCUCAGUCCCUCUCGACGAGGAAGAGAUAGUGAGUCGGCUCCACGACGCCACGAUCGCAAUCACGACCAUUGUGCCCAUAACACCCGAGAUUAUCUCUCAGUGCCCGCGCCUGAAAUGCGUUUUCGUCAUGGCAACCGGCGUGGAAUGGGUUGAUAUCCCUGCCUUCACUGCCCGCGGGAUAACGGUGAUGAACGCACCGCAAGCAAAUGUAAGCAGCGUUGCCGAGCACGCAAUCGCAUUAUAUUUCUCCUCUCGCCGCCGGGUUGUAAGCAUGCAUAACCUUGUUAUGGACGGUGACGAGUGGGCUGAGAAGCGGACGUUGGUGCAUCGUUUUGGAGGAGGAUUGGGCGAGCCGCCGCAUACGACGCAACAAGAGGUUGUAGCAAUAGUGGGGUAUGGGGCGCUGGGGCGCAGAAUCGAGAUGAUAGCGCGGGCGCUGGGGAUGCAGGUUCUCGUUGCGGAGAGGAAGGGAGUUAUGGGCGCUGAGGUGAGGGAAGGAAGGGUCGGAUUCGAGACCGCGCUGCAGAGGGCGACGGUGGUGAUGAUUACAGCUGCAAAACGGGCGGAGACGGUUGACCUGAUUUCGGAGGAGGAGCUAAAGAGUAUGCGAGCUGACGCGUUGGUGAUAAAUGUCGCCCGUGGUGGGAUUGUGAAUGAGGGGGCGUUGGCAAAGGCGCUGAAGGAGGAGUGGAUUGCCGGUGCGGCGACGGAUGUGUUUGACGGUGAGCCGCCUGUGCGCGGGCAGUCGUUGCUCCUUGAUAAGGGCGUGCCAAAUCUGACAGUGUCACCACAUAUCGCCUGGUUCUCCGAGUCGACGAUUCGUAACCUGCAGGACUUGCUGGUCAGAGGGGUCGAGGGCUAUGUCGAGGGCAAUCCGAUUAACGUUGUUUGUUGAGCAGGGCGUAUGGGGCUUCAUGGCGGUUGAUACAAUGCACAAAAGAGGGUGCAUAGCAUGCAACGAUGAUAUGCAUAAAGGCGAGCUGAAGAAGGGAGCUGAGCUAGGCUCAAAAUUAGCGGCGAGGCAGGACAGGACAGAAACCCACAUCACGUGGCUGCCUUCAACUGGGGAAAGAAGAGUGAAGAGGGCGCCGCUUCAUUUAUACCAGAACUCAAGGCCAAUUCGGAUGCAAGUGUACUCUGCAGACAGACGUGCUCGGGGGUUUGCAGCGUGUGCAAAGUUAUGCGUGUAAUAACUACUAGCCAAUAACAAAACAGAGUUGGUCUUAUUCUACUCGAAACCCCUCCAUCCAUUUCUAUCGCGGGGCAGGCGCAUGACAAAUAUCGGAAUACUGUUACGAAUCCCCAAUAACCAGCCGUUACACAGUCUGCGGGCAGUGCGCAGCCUCGGCC
Aspergillus calidoustus is the source of this 1778-nucleotide messenger RNA. NCBI's taxonomy places the organism in Eukaryota, Fungi, Ascomycota, Eurotiomycetes, Eurotiales, Aspergillaceae. The record is from the annotation of a GenBank genome assembly.